Gongylonema pulchrum is the source of this 690-nucleotide messenger RNA. The record is from the annotation of a GenBank genome assembly. Lineage: Eukaryota; Metazoa; Nematoda; Chromadorea; Rhabditida; Gongylonematidae.
AUGGAAGUCGAACGAACACUGAAUCCGACUUGCACUGGCACCUCAGUCUGUGCGUUAGCAUAUGAGGGAGGUGUUGCAGUGAUGUCCGAUCGUCUUGUUUCGUACGGCAAAACGGCUCGCUAUCGGCAUGUUACACGUCAGUAUCGCGUGAACAAUCAUACGAUCGUGGCAUUCGGCGGUGAUCAUGCCGAUUUUCAAUGGUUACAAAAUGUCAUCGAAAGACAGACAUGUGAGCUAAAAUCGCACGAUCCGGAAGCUGAUCUAAGCCCAAAAAUGCUGCAUGGCUUUCUCACAUCGCUACUUUACUAUCGUCGCACUCGAAUGAAUCCAGUUUGGAACACGCUGAUUGUUGCUGGAAUGCAGAAACAAAAAGAACAAUUGGAACCGUUUAUUGGUGUUAUUACUGCAAGGGGUGUAGCAUAUCAAGCAAAAAGUGUUGCGACCGGUUUCGGUGCCAUGCUGUUGAAUCAGGUCAUCGAAACAGAACAGCGCAAAGGAGAUGGUAAACUCACCAAAGAACAGGCCGUGGAAAUCAUGCGCAAGAGCUUGGAGCUAUCAAUUUAUCACGAUUGUUUGGCUGACAACGAAUUCGAGAUCUCGACGAUCGAUAAAGAUGGCGUGAAGCUAGGAAAACCAGAGGUAAUUGCUGGCAACUGGGAUAUUGCUGAAUACAACUGUGAUUAUCAGUGA